This is a messenger RNA of Dalotia coriaria, 1334 nucleotides long. RefSeq names its product midnolin homolog. The coding region runs from base 720 to 1334 and encodes 204 amino acids. The record is from RefSeq and is a predicted model, not a curated record. NCBI's taxonomy places the organism in Eukaryota, Metazoa, Arthropoda, Insecta, Coleoptera, Staphylinidae. The transcript has 3 exons.
AAAUGGUGUGGGGGGCAAGGUUCGACGCACGGCGCCGGCUCGCGCGCGUCGCGACGUUACGUAAUCGCAAAGUAGAAGUCACCGGGGCCGAAUGUGUCUCUCGGUCUCAGGCGUCCGUCGAACGCGCAGCGCACACACUUAACCGGUGCAUCCACCCGCCGACGCACACGCUACAAGAACAUUUCCUCUUCUCUAAACUCAAAAAACAAUUGAUAACACGCAGUGCGCAGCAAAUGAGUUAAUCCAGUGAAUAAAAAAACAUGCGGAAAAUGUGCGUGGCUAAAAUCAAUCGGCGGUGAACACGAAUGCUAAUUGCUCCGAUGUUAAAUUUAAAUGAAUGUGCAAAAGUAAUGAUUGCGUAAUGCGCGCAUGAGUAAAAUUUGAUUUUUGUGGAUUUUUUUGGUGGAAAUCUGCGGGAGAACUGUAAUUUUCGGCCGGUGUGGUGGCAAGUAUUGGAAAAUCAAUUCCGGGCCCUGAAGGCGGGUGGAGGCGGCGCGCCGGCGGUGUGCACGUGUGAGUGGCGAGUGUGUGCGGAAGCUGAGCCGGCGAAAACGCGCAAAACGUCGAUAAAAUUUAAUUUGCGGUGAAUUUUUUUGGAGGAUUUGGAGUUGAUUGUUGUUAGAUACAUUGAUGGUUAAAGGUCGUGUGGUGGUCGUUGCGGGGUGAUUUGAGGGUUUUGAGGGUUUUUCCGAAGAGAGGCGUGCGCAGCGGACCGGAAGAUGGGCAAGAAGGCCCGCAAGACGAGAUGGCGUGCACUGGCUAUUGAUACCGGUAAUCAAAGUGAUAGUGAAGAAUCACACACUGCCACCCCCGCCGGCGGUAAAAACUACCACUACCAGAGUUCCUACGCGUCGACAACCGCGUACAAUAAUCAUAGCCACGGCCACAACCACCACUACAACGGCUAUCAACCCGCAUCGCACUAUGGCGGCGUCUAUCGCUCAUACCGCUCUGCAAAUGGCGGCAAUACAGCUACUACCAUCAGUGGCAGUGGUCCUAAUACAAAAUACGCCUACAGUAGUCAAGGUGGCGCACCGCGUGGACGAUUCGGACAUCAUCCGCAUCACUACCACCACAACCAUCACUCGCAGGCGGCGGAGUGCAGGAAGGACGACGAUACGAAAACGACGCCCCAGUCGACCGGAAGUAAUGGGAUUGGAAGUGCAACUGGGGGCACGAACUCGGAUGGGAAAAUUACUUUUAACGAAGAUGAAUAUACGCGAAUUACGACUCCUCGACAAGACGUACUAUUCAAGAAGGGUUACCUGAGCAAGCCGAAAGCCUACCAAACGCAAACAUCGACCGGCGCCUCCACCCAUUUCCAUUGUAAGUAA